AUGGACGUGACAACUUACAUCUCCCCGCCGGGUUUUCAUUUGCUGGAUGCUGCUGGUACGCUGGUUGAUGGCCUCGCAGAUGUGUUUUCACAGCUUGCAGAUGCACAGGAAGUUUCGCGUAUUCGGAGAAUCGGUGCUUUUUUGUUCUCCAUUGCGGAGCGUGGUUUGAUGACCGCGAAAUGCAUUGACGACCUUCUCCACGCAGAAAAUGCAGCAACUGAAGCAUUACAAUUGUUCAAUAUAUCAGGGGACGUCCAGUCCGCAGCUUUUUGUGCAAGACUUGUGGUGCACGCCUUACGGGCGCAAGCGAUUGCGCGUCCCAUGGGCGUCGGCCUUGAGGCACACGGCCGUGAUCGUUCCCUCCUAGAUGUGGCUACAGUCUUCUUAGACGAAGAAGUUAAGCGUGCUGAGUUGCAUGGCAACCAAGUUGCACAAAUUGCGCUGUCUUUGUCGCGGGCAGAGAUAAUGCAUGAUAGCGGGCGUCAGUCUCAUGCAGAUGCUUUGAAGGCUGGUGAGGAUGUGAAAAGGCAUUUCCGAAACAAAAGUGAAAACAGAGGCUUGGCGCUGAGUUCUGUCUUUCUAGCAAAUGUGCACUUGAGGAGGCAUGAGAUAUUUUUGGGAAAGGCCUUAGCCACGGAAGCGCUCCAGCUUUUUCGCUCUUUGCAGAGCAAACACGGUGAGUGCAGUGCCCUUUUCGUCUUGGCAACAGCGGCGCAGCUGCAGCGAAAGCACUUCGAAGUGAUCUCUGUGGUGAAAGAAGCUUUGCCUUUGGCCCAGGAGGUCGGAGAUUCUGGGCUUUUAUCUGCCUUGCUGUAUUUGCUUGCGUUGAGUUCUCACGAGAAGGGAGGGAGACCCCGUGAUGCCGCAGCAGCUGCCGCAGAAGCACGCUCCUUGUUCAUGGAGCGUAGGUGCUGGCAAGGAUGGGCUGAAUUCAGCUUGGCAGUUCAAGUGAAAGCCCUUCUGUCUGAAACCUCCCGUCAGACCGCGCUUGAAGUUGUGCGGGAACAUGCCUGCAGCUGCAGAGCAUUCAGAGCUCUGCGCCCUUGCCUCCUUGUACGCGAUAUUCUGCUGGAAGCUUUGAGGGAGAUGAGGUCAGAGCCAGAUCGCACGAAGGCGCAAAUAGUGGCUGACAAGACGCUCACUGCACUUCGAAACCUGCGAGCCGCCGAAUGGAUGGCCAGAGAGUUCGAGCUCGUUUCCAGCCUUCACUUGGCACGGAAAACUAGGAAGCAAGUGGAAUCAGCUCGUGAUUGGGCCGCGCAGGCCAGGAGCCAGCUGCAGAUGUUGGGCGACAAGUAUCUUGAAGCAGAGUGUUUGCCCUCCUUGGCGACAUGCUUCAUCCAUUUGGGUGACGACAGCAAGGCCGCUGAAGUACUGAAAGACAGGCGCCACCUUUUCCGAGACGUGGGCGCGAGGAGCCGAGAGGCACAGGCAAUGCUGGAGCUCGCACAAGUGCUGACACGCGAACAGCUAGCUCGCGUCGAUAGCCGUGCGCGUCGAUUCCUUCGAGAUGCUUUCCAAUUGGCCAAUGAUGCGAUGACAGCUUUCAGUGAUGUUGCCAAUGAGGUUGGGAUGGCCAGUGCUCACUUGGCGCUGUCGGACAUUUACCUCUCUAGACAGGAGCCGGACGAGGCAGAAGCAGAAGCUCGCAAAGCCGAGCAUAUGUUCCGGCAAGCUGGCGAGCCGAAGCAGGUGGCGAAAGCUGUGAAGAAGGUGGGAAAUGCUUGUUGCGAGCAGGACAAGCCCGAGGAAGCCGCAAGAAAUGCAGGAGAAGCCGUUGUGUUCUGCAAGAAGGCAGGCGACAAGUAUGCGCUGACUGAGAUGCUCGGUUGGGAAGCGCAGAUGCAGGCCCAGCUUGUAGCCAAGUUGGUGGAAGGUUUGCAAGAGAAGGAGGCUCAGAAGAUUGUGUUUCGAAGCUUGAGCAAGGUCAUGACACCAGCGAAAGAGGGAGUUCUGUUGGCGCGGAAGUUGCAGGACAAGGCUGUCAUCGCCACCAGUCUCUACGUGGUUGCAGAGGUCGAAGCAAGUGUGGGCAAGUGGGACCAAGCAUUGGCCGCCACGGCGGAGGCUGCUGCACUCAGCGAGAGAAUUGGAGACAAGACCACUGAAUCGAGAGCCCUGUCGCUGAGCUCAGAGCUUCACUUCAGGAAGAAAGAAACAGCAACGGCUCGAGAGGAGGCCGAAAAGGCUUACAAGUUGGCAAAAGACUCCAUCAGCUGGGAUGCAAAGAGGGCAGCUGAAAGGGCGAUCCGCCGCGUGGGCGUGAGUCCACAGCAUGACGAAGAAUAA
This is a messenger RNA of Symbiodinium natans, 2289 nucleotides long. Lineage: Eukaryota; Dinophyceae; Suessiales; Symbiodiniaceae. The record is from the annotation of a GenBank genome assembly.